GGUAAGUGGAGUUUUGGUACCCAGUCGGUAGAAAUCUUUUUAAUUUACGAGAUGAGAGGGGCUUGAUUCCCUGAAAAUUCGCUUGCGAUUUGUUUGUUGAUACUUGCAUUUGUUAUGGAAAACGCUGGAAGUACGCCACCGCGAUGUCCGUGCGGAUUUUGGGGAUCUCCGCAGACUUUGAAUUUAUGUUCCAAGUGUUACAAGGAUGAAUUGCAGAGGAAGGGAAGAACAGAAGAAAAAGAUUCGGCGCGUUUAGUAAAUGAGUCUAAUGCUCAAUCGUCAAAUCUCGAGCAAUCCAAACAUGACGUUGAAAAGAAGCCUUCGACCAGUACUGCAGAAGAAGGCAACCGUGAAAUUGAACUCGGCAAUAACUAUAUAAAUUGUGGCAGUAAUACAAAAUCUAAAUUAAAAGUAGAGAGAGAUGAUCCUCAAGACACAAGCAGAGAGAAAGGAUCAGUGAACAAGGCGAUAGAUGUUCCGCUUCAAAAGAAGAGAAAACGGUGUUGGACUUGCAACGCAAAGCUUGAACUCGCUCAGAGAGAGUUGGGGAACUGUAGGUGUAGUUAUACUUUUUGUCAAUUACAUCGAUUACCAGAACAGCACAACUGUGCAUUUGACCACAAAGAGAGUGGAAGACAAGAGGCAAGGAAAAAGAUGAUCAGUCCUGGACCAAAGAAAGUGGGAAGAUCUUUCCAGAGAAUAGAUGAAUGAGGUGCAUUUUAGUGGAUCUAGGUUUAAAUAAUGUAUGGUAACUUAUAGACCAUAUAAAUGACUACAGUAACUAUUGAUUACUAAGGGCUCGGUCUAAUUUGUAUGACAUGUUGUGUUUGUGACUGAAGUAAUGAAUAAAAACCUGUUGGAUGACAGAUGAAGUUUAUCAGCAGUCAGCUCUGGCUUGGAACUUGGACAGUAGCAUUUUAUUGAAAAGCUGAUUGGAGGUUAAAAUUGUUUCCAAAGAUAUGACUAAGAAUUUUUUUUCCCUUGGUGGCAAUGUCUUGGUUUAACACCAAACAUUCAGAAAUGAAAGGUAAUGCAGGUGUGUGAAGGUCACAGAGGAAAAAUUAAAGUCAAAUCACAGGAAUAUUAUUCCCAUGACUGACCAAGACAGAAUUUCUCCUUACAAUAUCAAUACAAUAUCAACCAGAUAAGUGAUGAGAAUGAAGAAAAAUAUCAAUUUGGGGAUAACUGGUUGAUCCAAAACUAAAUUCUCUGAACUAACAUUAUAAGAAUUGUAUGGUUGACUGUAAGGAGAAUUAGAAAUUUAAUCUGGGAGCUAAAGCUGGUUAAGGAGACAGUCGAUGAACAUACAGACAGCUUUUGUAACCCUCCAUACCCUAAGAUCAAAAUAUAUAUUCUCCAUGCUAUUCUUGGUACACAUCCUUAAGUACUAACAAGGAGAAUUUGUGAAACAAUCAAGAGCUUCACUUGUAGGUGAUCAUUUCCUUUAUUCUCAUGACCUUCAUGUUUGAUUCAGUGGUGAUGCUGUAAGGAGAAAUUAGAUGUUAAUUCCUCUUGGGGGGGAAAGAGCUAAAAGUUAGGGGGGGGGGGGCUGUAAACCAAUACUGCCAUGAAAGUCAUAUUUUUCAGAUGUUUGAAAGUCACCAGCUUGAUGUGUUAGGUAUCUGGAGGCUUUACCCCACUGCAGGUUCACCUCCUAACACCUCUGCAUAUGCAAUAUGGAGUCUAAGUUUACCAAGUUCCUGUGAAAUGCUGGGUGCAACAAUGCAGGAAUGCAAGUAUUAAACUGCAAAUUGUAUAUGUGUUGGUCAUUGCUUAACAUACCUAGGAAUUUGCAUGGUCAUCAAACUUUGUCACGGUUUUGCUGCAUCAUUACAUUUUAUUUCAAUAUGUUACAAUUUUGACAGCAAACAAGUAUGUGAUGCAAAUUGAUUAAGGUGGGGGCAAGCUUGCGGCAUUGGUAAGGAGGGAACUCUCAUUGGGGCGAAACCUCCAUGAACUGAUGUGUGCAAGUUAGUGAAAUGUCAAAGAUACCCGAUUGUCAUGAGUUUAUUUUUCCUUAGACUAAGAGGGCAUUGUAACAAUUCCUGUCAUCUGAUUGGUUAUUAAUUCGGUAUGGAUUUUGCCAUCUCUGCUUAGGCUCAUGGUAAGGCUUCCAUGAAUGUUUGUUUUGGUCUCUUUGUCAGAAAAAAAAAAAUGGGUUGGUAAACACCAUGGGGUCAGGCAAUACGGGACAAUCUGUGACCCCGCACACGAAAGUACUGCCCUCAUUCUGCAGCCAUGAACAGCAAUUUAAAGAACUUAGUCACAGUUUUUCACUGCAUGGACCUCUCGGGGGUAACUAACAUAUGUGUUUAUAAAUUGUGAUGUCCCCAACAACAGGGUUUCACUUGUAAAGUAAACGAAAUUGAUUGUAAGGGUUUCAUUUACAGAAUGGAAAUAUACAUACAAAUGAAAAUUUCAAAUCUUUGACUUGAUACCACUUAGAGUGUUCAUGAUUUAAAGUGGACUGAUUAUGGUGAAUAGAGAUAUUUUGUAAGAAAUAUUUACUGUAAGAAAUUUUCCUUCGAUUUCUGGUUUAUAUCAACGAUAAAUUUUCAAAUUUAGUCAAGGAUAGCUAUCUUAAGUAUUCAUAUAUUGUGCAGUUAUUUUGUUCAUAAGUUUUAAAAAAGUAUGAUUGUUCAAGGAAGAAUGUCAAAGGAAUAAUAAAUUUAAAAGUCAAGGAACUAUUUUUCAGAUAUUGCUCCCCAGAUCCCUCAAAGUCUAACCUCUACUCGGCCAGAGUUGCUCAGCCGUAUAUCACCAGCUAAAUAAAGACAAAAAGAGCAUGUAGCGGCCGACACAAGCGAAGCAAAUUUCAACGACAACUACGAGUUUCGCUAAUGAAGACGCACUAUGAAGCGAGGAUAUAUUUUACGGAAAAGACUUCAAUCGUUUUAUUAGCGUAGUCGAGGUAUCCAAGUACUUAUCGUAAACUGAAAUAUGAAAUUAUAAGGAAGAAGCUAAGCUAAAUUCUAAGAUACGGACCAACAUUCCAAUCAUUCCGAUAUAAAAGCAAGAUCCCAAAAGACUAGCUAAAACUCUAA
This is a messenger RNA of Pocillopora verrucosa, 3044 nucleotides long. Its product is annotated as AN1-type zinc finger protein 3 homolog. Lineage: Eukaryota; Metazoa; Cnidaria; Anthozoa; Scleractinia; Pocilloporidae. The record is from RefSeq and is a predicted model, not a curated record. Gene Ontology annotation, molecular function: DNA binding; zinc ion binding.